Messenger RNA from Homarus americanus (American lobster), 15502 nucleotides. RefSeq names its product N(G),N(G)-dimethylarginine dimethylaminohydrolase 1-like. The transcript is spliced from 7 exons. The record is from RefSeq and is a predicted model, not a curated record. Gene Ontology annotation, biological process: positive regulation of nitric oxide biosynthetic process; arginine metabolic process. Gene Ontology annotation, molecular function: amino acid binding; dimethylargininase activity. The coding region runs from base 216 to 1088 and encodes 290 amino acids. NCBI's taxonomy places the organism in Eukaryota, Metazoa, Arthropoda, Malacostraca, Decapoda, Nephropidae.
AUAAAUGUUAUAAUCAACAGUUUAUUUUUCAUCGUGUCAAAGUGCUAUAUUAAAUAAUAGCUAAUGGGAGUUAUUUUUUAUAUAAAAUUAUAUCUUUUUAAGAUAAAAUAUGGGAGGUUAAGCCAGUUUGUCAGGUGUUGUAGAUAAGAAGAGUAAGGUAUAUAGGUGAAGUGGUUGUGUGAACAGUGUGAGAGAGGUGGUGCUGCUGAGAGGUGAUGCUGGGACGCUGGGCGGUGCAGUUUCGCACAUUUCUCACAAUGUCCCCAUUUAGGUACACUCACGCCGUUGUCUGUAGGAUUCCAGAUUCCUUCAAGAAUAAUGCUGUCGGAAUCUCAGCAUCAAUUGACUUGGCAAAGGCCAGGAAACAGCAUGAAGUGUAUGUAGCAACAUUGCGAGAAAUUGGUUUGGAUGUUAUUGAACUGCCGGCUGAUGAGAACCAUCCAGACUGUGUGUUUGUAGAAGAUGUGGCAGUUGUGUGUAAUGGAACUGCACUCUUAACCAAGCCUGGCCAUCCCUCCAGAAAAAAUGAGGUGGAGUACAUGCGAACAAUACUGAAGAAUGAGCUUGAGCUUCCUGUUAUUGAAAUAUCUGAUGAGACAGCAACACUAGAUGGAGGAGAUGUACUCUUCACAGGCAAAGAAUUUUUUGUUGGAUUAUCAUCCCGCACCAACCAGUCUGGUGCCUGUGCUCUUGCCUCUGCCUUUCCAGAGUUCCCAUGCACACCAAUUAGGGUGGGCCAUCACUUACACCUCAAGUGCUGUGUGACCAUGGCUGGACCUGAUGUUAUGUGUGUUGGCAGCUCUCCUGAGGCUAAGGACAUUUUGAAACGCAUUGAGCGAGAAGCCACUUUUCGGUACCAGACAUUAACUGUUCCUGAUGACAGAGCUUCAAAUGUUGUAUUUGCCAAUGGUUAUCUAAUUCAUCACUCAGCAGAAGAAUUUCCAGCAGCAGCUAAGGUGUUUGAAGAGAAACUUUCUCACUGGACCUUAAAACCGAUAACAAUGACAGAGAUAGGAAAGGCUCAAGGUGACCUCACGUGUUGUUCCAUUCUCAUACGCAAGACUCGACACCUCAAGAACAUCAUGUGAAAUUGACAGAAGUCGUACAUUACUGUUAAGCACAUCGGAAAGUUACACGGACAGGUAAUGUAUAGAAAACAAAACCCGUUAUUGACAAGAACAAGUGACUUACAACUUGUAACUCUGCCAUAUACUGUACUGUACUCUGUGAGUAACUCUUGCAUUAACAACAUAGAACAUUCCAAUGCCUUCUAUAAUCCAGGAUACUUAUAGGGUAGAAAUUUACUUUGGUAGGUAGGAAAACAGGCUAAUAUUAUUUCACAGUUUUAACAAGAAUAUUAAUAUACAACACGAACACUAGAUUUAUUUUUUGUUGGUUAUGUAUGAUUUUUCAACUUAUAAACCAGCAAAAUUAUUUCAUAGUUAUUCAUUACUGUUUCAGAGAUUAUUAAAGUCAGUUCAAAUUGAAAAAUAAAUUCAGUAAAUGGUUCAAACUAUCUGUCCUGUCAUAAAGGCAACCAUAUCUAGUUUUUCUUAAAAGUCAUUAAUUACAAUGUGUGUUUUGGUUAAUACUUCCAUUGGUACUGUAUAGGGUUUCCAAUGUACUAACUUCCUUUUAUGGAUUUGUUUAUUUUGUAAUUCUACAACUGAUUGCUGGUCUGUGUCCACAUUCUUAUUUUCCAAGAUAAUACAAGAGGUGCAUUAAGAUGUGCUGAAGUCAUUGUAGGUUUAGUUUACCUACUCAUGCAUUGCUUGUUAUUUUUAGCACUCAGAAGAUGAUGAUAAUUUCUUACUGAGUCUGGAAGUUAUUUUUAUGUAUACCAAAUGUGCAUGCUAGUACAGGUAUUGCAACUCAACAAAAGGUGACUAAUUUUAGAAGAACAGAGAACUUGUCAUUUUAGUGAGCUGUAUUAUUACAGUGUUUGUUUUGGCAAAGUAUUUGUAAUUUUUAAAGAAAAACUGUUAGUUAUCAACAUAACUAUAACUGAUUUUUUCUAGAAGGCACCAAAGAGUAGAUAUUAUGUGCUGCACAUAUCACUUGAGUACAGUAGUACCAUAUAUUCUUCUGCUGUAUGUAUAGGAUCAUGUAACGGUUCAGUCCAGGAGGCAAAUUAACCAAUAUCACAUCACUGCUAAUUUUGUUAUUCAUUUUCUCAAAACCAUUUUGCCCCUCGCAGGAUUUGGCAGCUAUAGGAUUUAGACAAACGGUGAGAAAGUUUGCGAUCACAGAAAUCAAGAUUAUAAGGUUUUGAUAAAUCCUGAAUUCUGUGAAAUACCCUGAUGCUUGUAGGGGGUCCUUAAUAGUUUAGGAAAGGUAUACAGUAUAUAGAAUCACUGAAAUUACCUACAAGUUUUCUUAGUUACUGACUUCUAGUUUAAAGGUGCAAAAUUUUAGAAGUUUUCUUAAUUAUUUUAAGGUGCUAAGCUUUAUCAUCGCUUUGAAUAGUACUUUUUAUAGUAAGAUUAUUUAAGUUUAUUGAUAUAUAUUGUUGCUCAUGAAAUUUAUUGGAUGCUUUUGCAGCUGAAAGACUAUAAUUGCUACUACAUUCACAGAACUAUAAAAUAUUUUCAUCUAUAGUACAAUACCUUGAAUUAUAGAUUAUUUGUAAUGAUUUAUUGCAUGAUGUAUUUUUGUCUAAAGUUUUAUGGUACUAAACGAGUAAUAAUUUUGUACAAGGAUUUUAACAAAUUGUCUGUUAUCUUUCAAAUCUUUAGUAACUGGGAAAGUUGUCGAUAUAAAAAAAAGGGGAAUCUCUCAGAAUCAUGUCCUUUUACGUGCAUAUAAGUUUAAUUAAAUAAUGACGUUAACUCGGUUAGGAUUGUGGAUACUUGUCUCCCUGUGUCUGCUUGUGUGACUUAGUAGAGGAAUAAGUUAUUAUAUCGACAUAUUAUUCUGUUGUAUGGUGGCCACAAUCCCUUAGGUGAAAUUUAUCUUGAAUUGUUUUUUGUCCAUUUUAAAAUGCUUAAUGGGAGAAAAAAGGAAAUUUAUGUGGUAUAUCCUAUUGUGUGUAUUCAUUUGUAUCUACCUACUUACCAGUAUCUGCUUCAUGCUGAUUUGAAUAUUAAUACAGUAUAGGAAUUACAAACUUGUCAAUUUUCACAAAGUGAUACAUGUCCUGUUCUCAGGAAUGAGUUUGUUUAGUGCAUAUGCUUGAUCCAGGUGUUUUCUUGAAGUGUUAAAAAUUAUUCUCAGAUGAUAUAAUGAUGCAGACUUAUUGUUUAAUGGUUCAGAUAUACUGUACAGCUGUUGAUAUGUGUCUUGACUCACAAUGAUGUAUUUUGUGGUCUGCUUAAAAUGAGUGAUAUGACCAGAUAGAGGCUGCAAUGCCAGAGUAGAAAGGGUAAAUGAACUGUGUGCACAUGUAUAGUUGUCCCUUUGGUUGUCCACUAGCAGUGACAUCCUUCAGACCUGCCAGCUAGGUAAUGGUGAGAUGAGUCUCGUAGACUUGGAGCUGCGGUGCACCACAAUCCAACAUGACCUGACCUUGCCAGAGAUGCACACUACACUGCCAUGAUUGUGUCCCUCACACUCCACAACAUCCCCACACUGCCCUUGGUAAAAUCCAGGGAUCUUUGACAACCUGUCAUCAUUACAGAUAUUUUUGAGGCAACGUCACUUCCAGUGUUGGUCUGUGUUGUUCCUGCUAAUUUUAAGCUUAUCACAUCCAAGGCAUAUUUCCAUACAACUUUUUUUAUUGCAACAAGAAUCAUAGUUUCUUCAUUUUACAUUUGAGGUUAAUUUCCCCUUUGAAUCUUACACACCACAUGUGGCCUCUUAGCUGUACAGUAUUGGGUCAUGAAGACCUCUUAUUGCCAUUGUUAUUGGACAGUUCAUUGUACAUUGGAUCUGAUGAUUAUGAUUGGAAGUCACCAUGCCUGUUGGAUCUAACACAAAGGUACAGUACUUCUAGCUUUUUAACUUGUCAGCUCAAGUUUUAUCUGGAAUUAAGGAAUCUAAGAAUUUAAUAUUUUUACAGAUUUGUCUGGAGUAUUUUUUUUUCUUUACUUAUUAAAUACCUUUCACAGUAGUGGUUUCAAUUUCUAAUAUGAAAAAAAAAAAAUUUGUUUGAAUGAUAUACUAAGACCAUUGUGAACCCUUAGUUGGUAAAACUGUAAAUAAGGAAUUGGAUGCCCAAAAAAAAAAGUUGGGAAUUUUUUUAUAUAUCUGCUAUUACUCUGAUGCCAUAUACCAUAGGGGAAUGAUAAUUGCAGUAGCUUCCCCAGAGCUUUGCAUAGUAAGGCUAAUAUUAUCAUCUGUUUUGUAAUAACAAAAUACAUUGGGUGAAAUUUGUAUUUUAUAGGUACAGUAUUAGUGAAAUAAUAACAUUAAUAAGGUACUUUCCUAUAUGGCUUAUAGCUCAUUAGACUCACACUCUGUCAGUUCAGUUCAAUGAGAAAAUUUAUUCAAAAACAUCAUACAAGUACAGGUACAGUGCGGGUUAGGUUCAAGUACAGGUACAGUGAGGGUUAGGUUCAAGUACAGGUACAGUGAGGGUUAGGUUCAAGUACAGGUACAGUGACUUCAAUUAAUAGGACUAGGCAGAGAUUUCCAUACUCUGGGGUAAUACAGCCAGCCACUCUUUGUAUCAGAGUCAUUACUGUUCAAUUACUUUGCUACUUGGAAAUCAACUAAUUUCUUAAAUGACACCAGGUUGCUCUAACAUUGUUGUACUUGAUCCUUCACUGUGUCUUUUAUUAAAAAAACAAAGCAAAAACAAUCCCAAGUUACUCUGAAGUAAGUACUACUACAUAUUUCUAUACAAGGAGUUAGGUUAGUGACACAGACACAUAGACCUCUCACGUGUAGAAACAAAGCACGUCAUGCCAUUAGUGUUAAGCAUGAAAGACGCCACCAGUGCCACGUUUGUCUAGGCAUUGUCAUCGUAGUGCCGUGAUAUGUAUAAAAAAAUUGCCUCCAUGUGUAUAUCCAAUCUCAUGUCCUGUAUUUGUGUAUAUCUCAGUAUCAACAGUGAAUAAUCUACUGUGUGUGUGAGUGGUAACCAGUUCAUGUUGAGGUUCAUCCCUCAUUGUUAUGUGAAGUAGCCUCUUAUCUUGAAAAGUGCCUCAGGAUUUAUGUCGAGGAAGAAUUUCUCUAGAUACAGUACAUACAUAUAAUCUUAUAUAUACAAUAUACUCUCGAUUUAACGGAAUCCAAUAUAUCAAACUCACGAUUUAGCGGAAGGAUCUUUUUCCGUUGUUUUUUGCUCAAUUUAGUGAACUAGUUCACUAAAUUGAGAUUAAUUCUGUUAAUAUGCUCACACCUACGGAGACACCUCAGAAACACAUGAUAGGUACAUAGAAACAUUAUUAAUGACUUACCUUAAACUAUGGGGUUCGGUAAUUGUUUUAAAUUUUGUCUUAUUUCCAAACUUUUUCCCGGUUAAUAGCCAUUCUCUUUUGACUUUCUUCCCCACACCACUUCCUUUCUGAGAUACUUUCGGCAUGAUGUCUAAGCACAGUAGUAAGUUGACCGAGAGGUGGCAGUGAAACAACACACGUUGACAGUAGACACCAACUGAGCGAAUGUAAACAAACUCCAUGUACCAAGUGACGCAUUUGGUGCAGAAUUUAAUGGAAUCUCGCUUGAUUUAGUGAACUAGUUCACUAAAUCGUGCAAAAAUAACGGAAAUUCAAUUUUGCGGAAAUCUAAAUUUAACGGAAAGGGGUGGCUUGAAUUAGUUCGUUAAAUCGAGAAAAUGCUGUAUUGGGCCAUGAGAAGAAUUGUGUUUCUCCAAUUUGUCAGUCAACACUAUUUUUAUGCUGCCAACCCAAAAUUUCUCUUCAAUAAAUAAGUAUUGUACAGGCUGUGAGUAAAUGAGACCAUUAAAUGUGAAAAAAAGGCCCGUGUCAAAUAUACUACUGGGUACUUGUUAUAAAGUUAAGGAAAUAUGGUGUAAAUGCAGACAUAUUUACAUCCAAUUACAGUUUAACACUAUUUGGGUCGCACAAACAGUUACACAAAAUAAAACAUAAAGAAUGACCUCUACAGUAUAUUGUAUUUUCUUCAAAACUAAUAAGGAAAAUGCACACAGUUUUAUUUCUGUCUUGUCUAGGUAAUUUUUUAGGUGAAGGUAUUAUUUAAUAGCUCUUAAUUUUCAUUGCAAAUUGAAUUAGUAGCAUUUGGUGAAAUACAUCAUUCAGGUCUCUUAUCCAUGGCCACACUUACGCUAUAAUAUAGUAACACCUAGGAAGAUAUUGUACAGUAUAAGCAGAACUGUGGAAAGGACAUUACUGCACUUGUAAAGUGUAAAUGAUUUAUGUUGUAGGUGGAAGGUUUAUGUAAUUUGAGUUAUGUGUUGUGUGUAUGGACAGGAAGUUAGGUGUUGGUGUGUAAAUGUUCCCGAAGUCCCAGAAGAAUAUUUUUUGGCAAGGUUCUUUGACUAUCAUUAUCGCUUUCUUUGUAAAAAUGCAGGAUUACAUAUUUCGUCUGAAAUAUGAAUGAAAAUUUAAUUGUCCCCUUAAUAAUUUGAUAAGUAGUUUGUAUUCUGUGUAUUUUGUAUGAACUCAAGUGCAGGUUAUUUUCUUGGAAUUUUAAAUAAUAGAAAUUUGAUACAUACAUUACUAUAAUUCCAUUUUGUAUUAAUUCGCAUUGUGAAAUGUUCAUAUUUGUCAUGCACAGUUUUACACAUGUUGAAAAAGGCUGUUAACACUUCACAUCAUAGGUGAUAGCAUUUCAGGAGAGCAUUUCACUUCAAAGGAAUAUAUUUUAUUGUUACAGUAUUCGUUGUAUGAUAAACAACGUCUUGAAGGUGGAUAAUCACGAGUGAGUGUUAUAAGGCUGUGACUUUAUUUAACAUGGGGCAAAAUAAUUGGUGUUGCAUCUCAUUUUGCAGCCGGUGAUUUCCCCUGCUAGUGAAGCAAGUUUAAAAUAUGACAGCUGUGUUUGUAGUUUUUCAUUGCUCAGUAGAUUUUUUAUUAUGCUUUUAAAUACAUUAUCACCCUACACAUGAUAAUCCUUCACCAUUAUGUACUGCAAUUAACAGGCAAAAUAAUUUAUUAUUUUCAACAUUCUUGUUCCACAUGAAUUAUUGGCAGUUGUUAAAAUGCACCAUACGCAUGACCACACAACUUACUUAUGCUUGUUAAUGGAAGAAUUAUCAGCUGAAUGUGUCUUUGUUCUAUUGUUUCCCAAUCUUUCUGAAUUGAAAUUACUGUUGUAGUUAAGCUGACACUGUUUAGGAUGGCCUCUAAUAAAUCUAGAACAUUGUUACUGAGGUUGACAAGUUCAGUUUGUGAAGGUAAUUGUUUAGAUGUGAUAUUGGAAUAAGUCAUUUAGAAAAUCAAGUUAGUUUCAGUGUUUGUGUACUGCAGAGAUAAUUCAUACAGUUAUCUGAAAGGUUUUUGGUUUUACAUUUAUCAUCAUAUAACUUUCACUUAUGAGCAGUAUUGGAAAGUGGCUAAGAAUCAUGUUGUCACUGCAUGUUAAACCUCUUGUCUAUGUUACUGUUUGUUAUGGUAAAAAGUACAGACUCAGCUUAACCAUGUAAAUUAUGUUAAGUCGUGUACAUUAAUUUAUUUGGGGUUUUUAAGAAGAUUUUAAGGUAAUAUUUUGGAACCCUGUUAUGGAAUCCUAUUUUCACCCUAGACAAAAUUUAUUUACAGUUCACAUUAGUGUACUGUAUUUACAAUUUCCCCAGUAUCAAUUGGAAUGUAAUUGGUGAAUAGGACAGGAUCUAUUGUGUACAGUACAGUGUGUGUGUUACAGUGAAGCCUUACAUAUGUGGAAAUCUGGAGUCCUACAGUAUGUGCAGGAAUCUUGCACCUGCAGAAAUUUUUUUAUAUGAUUAGGAUUCUCUAAUCUAUCAGUUUUACAAGUGUGUUUCUUCAUCCCUGCCAAUGAUAUGAGGCUUCAUGAGAAGGAAGGGUGAAAAUGCCCAAGUUUCAUUUUGAUUUAAAAUGCAUUUAAAGUUAAUAAAUGCGUAAUUAACUCAAAUAUCACUAAAUUUACAUGAUUUUGGUGUUAUUAUUUAUUGUGUGAACAAAACUUUUGUUGUCUUUAGAAAUAUUAAGCAAUGUGCUGAUUUAUUUUAAAUUUUACAAUAAUGGAGUGGAAACAGGCAUGUUAACAAUACAUGAGUGAAGCAAGAGACUGCAUGUGCUAAUAUGACACUCACUGACUGGAUGGUAGCUUGGAGGCUAUUGGCUGUAGCCCUUUCUACUCAGUAAGCUAGACAUGACAUCACACCAUGCUUAGGAAUUGUGCAUCAAUUUUGUCUCUUAUACUACCUGGGAUGAAGGUUAAUUUUGCCAUAACUCACCCCACCACCUCACUCUACAAGUUUCAGCCUGAGAGGGAAAGAGAAAACAGAAAAUUGACAAGGUGGUAAGUUCGCCCUUCCUUCUUGCUACGUCUCAUAUGUCAAGUUUCAUUUAUUUCAUGCCCUUCAAAAUUAAGUUUUUUUCUUUAAAAUUAAGAUAUGUGGCAGAUAUAGUUAUUCAGUUGGAUUGUUGUGAGUAUGAUUGUGUUGAAGUUGUUUAAUUCUUGGUACAAUAUUGUGGUGCUUUUUUACAAGGCUAGAUUAUUUAUUUUUCUGUUUUGAUUCAAGAACUUGAGUUGUUUCUUAAACAUGAUUUUUGUUUCAGCAUUGAAGCAUAUUUUUUUUAAUGACUUAAAUGUGCAACCCCCCAAUAAAAAUUUGGGAACAGAAAGACCAAAAUUAUAUUUGAUGUUACCGUUUUUUACAAACUGGUUUAUGUUUUGCAUUGAAUUUUUUUUUUCUUUGGUAGGUGUUAGUUAAGAAAACAAACAAACUAUUUUUGGAAAUAGUGACCAAAACUAGAUUUGGUGCAAAUCUUAUGCUAUGCAGUACUUUGGAAACUGCCAUGACAUGAGACAAUUAAUUAAAUUUUCUUUUAUUAACUAAAGUACUUGAUGAUCAUCGUGCACAUUGCUAUGGAGAAUAUAGUUCUAGGACAUGAUACAGUAUUUGUUAAAUGAACUUGUGAAGGGAACUAGUGGGAUUGAGCAUAAGUGAAAUAUCAGACAUGUUAUUCCUGAGAAUUCCCACCUUAAGGCAUGUAGUCAGUAAGAGGUUCAGAGAGCUAAAUGCAGUAACUGGAGAUAGAUAGCUUCAAUUUGUAAAGUUAUCACCUAAUAGGACUGUCAGAGAUUAUGCAGAUGUUUUGUUAGGUGCGAGGAGAGUACGUGUUGGGGUACUGUACGUCUUAUUUACAUGAAGGAAACAGAACAGGCUCGAGAGAUUUUAUUUCAUAGGAGUGUGGAUAUUUUUGUGUUAUUACUUCUAUUCCCCGGGAGAGGCAGCGACGAGUGUAACGCCCGUAUUAUUAAACAACAUCUUCCCUUGAAGAGCGUCCUCGUGUCGAAAACCGUAUUUUUAAAUUCAGCGCACGAAAGUGUGUGGUGGCGGGAAAAUGAACUAAUAUUACUGAAAUUUGAAGAGGUAGCUAGUAGCUGUUUUUUGUCACCCUCUUCAUAUUUGUUUUGUUAGUUUUAUUUAAUAUUUACAAUCAAUAUGAUUAAUGUACAAAGAAACGCAUACCCGGUAUUGAUAAUUUUAUAAAUCUAUUUACUGUAUUUAAUUUUUUACAUUAUUGUUUUUACGGCCAUAUUAUGACAUUUGUGAAAGCUGUGUUUCCUGUCAUAUUACGACAUUUGCUAAAGCUGUGCUUCCUGUCAGGUACUAAUCAGGUAAACACAUUUAAGGUUAUUUAUUAAACUUUUUAGCAGUUUUAUAUGUGAGUUUCUGUCUGGAAAAUAUAAACUGGCAACUUUCUUGCCUAGAAAUAUUAAAAUGGAUAGAGGCAAAUUUCACUGAGAGAAAAUCUUCACCAAACUUUUUGUGGCUUAUAUUAAUAAAGUAAAUUCAUUUAAGUUACUUGUUGCAACUUUUUAGCAGUUUUUUAAGUGAGUUUCUGUAUGGGAGCCAAAUAAGUAGCCUCUACCUCCUAUUAACUGAAUUAAGUAUGUUGUUUCGGAGAUUGUAGUCAUCUGCACCCUCUUUAAUGUAACCCACUUCGCAACAAAAUGCAAUUUUUUCACUUAUACUUUAUUUUCAUGCGCUCCCAAAUCUUCUUUAAUUGUUCUUCUGAUCUCCGAGGCCCAUAUCCCUCAGCAUUGAAACAUGUUGCUAUUCGCAACCAUGCUUACUUCUUUAAAGCAACAAGCUUUCCAUAAGUAUCUUUUCCUCCCCAAUCAGAUGGACGAAUAAAUCACGUGCUCUCUGGGAUAUAGGACUUGCCCUUGAAGAUUGGGAGAUAAAAAAUGUUCAUGAUGAGAGUGCAGUACUCUUAAUUUUAGCGGCGACGAAGGUAAACAAACACACACGAGUAAGAUGAUCCAUAAUGCAUCAGCAAAAAGAUGACACAUAAUGCAUCAGCGAAGUGGAUAGUAUUACCAGACCUACCCUACUUGGUCCCACACGAAGGGGAAGAGGUUCGAGCAAUUAAAAAUACCGCUUGAAAGAACAAUCCCUUCAAGCAGACUAUUCAUCAGAGAGGGAAGAUGUUUAAUAAUACGGGCGUAAGCGUUUGUGCUUGAAGUAUUAAAAUUUAUUAGUUGAGUGUGCCAUUUUACUGUAAUGUAUUUAAGUCUUGGAUAAACAUACUGGUUGGUGUAAGUAGAGAUCAUUGUUUUUAACUGAAUGAGUAUUUUCAGUAGUAUAAAUUUUUAGUAGAGAAGCCCAGCAAUCAUUUGAACUUGUGAUGAAUUAGUUCACUAUUCUUAGAGUGUUUUGAAUAACAGUGCUGGUGGUUAAGUUAAAAAUAUGUAAAUACUAAACAUAAAGGCCAAGUUAACACUAUUAACUUGUUGGGUAUACGGUAGUUAACUGCUGAUCCAUGUGCAGUAGCCAUGAUGAAAAAAAUUUCUCUUUGUCACUGCAUUUAAUUAUGUAAAUUUCAGACAUUUUGAUAAAAUUGAAUCACUAAUAAUCUUUUCCUGCUUUAAUAGGUAAGGUUUGUUAUAGAUUUAGUUCAACCUCUACCUUAUGGUUACAUUUUUCUGCUAAUUUUAUUACAAAAGAUUUGAUAAUGUUUAAGAUUUUAAAUACAUCUUAAAUAAGGUUAUGAUACUUACAGCAAGAUUAGUGGUAUGGGCCGUACUUGAUGAUAUUUCCUGGUACGAAUUAAACAAGUAAAGAGAGGAACUUGGACUCUGCAAAACAGUAUAAUUAUGCCCCUUCCAUAGUAUGAGGGGAUAUUAUAUUGUAGGAUGUGUGUUGUACACCUUAUAUCCAGCAGUGCUCCUAAUUCUAGUAAUAAUUUGAUUACUCUAUAGAUUUCACUGUGGUUGUGGUUAUGAAGAUUACUGUGUAUUUCCUGUUUCACUAAAUUUGUGGAUUAAAGUCGUAUCUUAUUCGGGAUGCAGUCUGGCCGCUUUGGAGGGAGGUGGUUUAAGAGGUCCGUUUAUAAGUGGGCGAAAUGUUUGUGCAGGGGUUUACCUCCAUCUUUACAUGGUAUGGAGUCAUCAUGGUGUUGAAGGUAGCACAUUAAAUUCCCAACAACAGAGCUUUUUUGUGUGUGUGGGGGAGAGGGUGUUGUAGUCUUGAACUCACAACACAGAGCCUGAGAUUAGUUUUCAAUCUUAGCCGAACUGGUUCUCUUACCCCCUCUGGUAUUGUCAGACAGAUACUAAAGUGGUCUAGGGCUGUUCAAAAGUUCAAUCUGUAUAUGAAACACUGCAGUUCUUUUUAGAAGGAUUCUGGAUUUCAUUAGGUGCUAUUGUAGAGAUUAAGCCAGCUAGUCAUUGCUAUUGACAGAAAAAAAUGCCUUAUAAUCCAAAUUGAGUCACAUUGCAUAAAAUCUACUUUAUGGGGUUAUCAUGUGAUUAUGUAGCAAAACAUCCUGCAGCUUUUGAUACCUACAGUACAUCAUAUACAAAACUUGUCAUAUUGUUUCUUAGAUUAUUGUAUUGGGCAUAUAGUUACCUUAUCUCUACCCUCCCAUUCUGGUCUCUUGGUACUAAAGUAUUGCUCUCUCUCUCGUAUAUACACACACAAUGCCGCAACAUUCCUCUUUGGCACUGAUUUUGAUUCAGCUUUGUUUCAUGGAGUACUUUAAAUUCCAUUGCUGAAAUAUUAGUCCUCAAAAAAAAUUUCAGACUAUACAGUAAGUAGCCAGUUGUUGACUAUGACUUGACUAUAAAUUAAUUUUUGCUUCCUAUAAUUAUGUGCUGACCCAUGUAGGUGUGGAAAAUGUUGCUGAUGAUAGUUGUCAUUUAUGGAUUACCCUACUGUUUAAAUGUUCUGCAGUUUUACCAUAUCUGAUUGAAACAUUUACCUAUUGGGGUGUCUAAAAAAAAUUUAUACACUGCCAUAUGAACGACUGCUUUCUUACAACAGCAACAUUGCCCUUAUUUUUUUUAUAUGUGAGGUCUGCCACAAGUUAGAACAAUAUUGCUGUUGUAAUGCAAUCAUAUCUGUUAGGCAGUAUGUGUACCUUUAUUUGAGACACCACGGAUAUGAUCUGUCUAUUUUGGAAUUUUGUUAUUUAGUUGACUAGUUAUACUGUAAAGGAUGGUUUUAGCAGUGUAUGUUGAGGCUGGAUUUAAGACCUAUGUGUUUGUCUUUGUAUCUUUCAGUAGUUAAGAAGUGAAACUGUUGAAGAUAGUGUAGUACUUCACUGUUAUUGAUUAUAUUUCUCUUGGGUAGAAAAUAGUCAUAGAGACGGAAUUUAGUUUUAGCUUUUCUUUUCUCUAUAAUAUACAGUGGGACCAGUUGUGGACAUAAGCAGCAUUAGAACACAUGAAGAUUGGGCAGCCACACUUACAUAACUUUAUGAUUAAAUACCCUAAUGCUAACCCAACCCAGACCCCUCUCCAAGUAGCGUUAGGGUGUUUAAUCAUAAGGUAAAAUACUGUAAUUUGUGGUACCUAAAUUUCUUGUGAUGGGAUAUUGUUACUCUUGUACCCAAUAAGGUAAGAAGAUGCAACAAUUUCUGCCCAGGCCAAAAGUUUAUAUCCUUGUAGUGUUGGACUGAAGAGGCUAAUAUGUAACUUACCCACAGUCAUUAGGAAGCAUUGGUGUGCUAAUUGUGCUCUGUAAGUGAAGUAAGCAAUGAGCAUUAAAAACCUUCAUUGGACAGUAUGUGCCCAUACAAGAAAGUUGUAAGGUUGAUUUGUCAUUUACUAAAGAAUAAUAGGAAAGUUUUGUCACUUCUUUACCAAUAAUUAUUUCAUACCAGAUAUUAAUAAGUAUUGAAGGUUCUUUGUGUCAGUUGGCUUCUGUACUUGACAAACCUUGCAUUUUAUCCUAACCCUGUAUGUUGAAAGGUAAGCACAGUAUACUUUAUUUGAAGGCCAGAUAUCCUCAUUAACCUCUUGAAAAUUAAUCCUGGAUUUGUCAUGAGAUACAGGAUAUCACUACAGUACGUAUCUCUAAAUUUUAUAUCUUGAAGUAAAUAAUUAGUGUAGUGUAGUGUAGUGAGGUAUAGAUAGACCUGCAGUUAAAGUUUACUUGGCUAACCUGCAACUGUUGCCUUAAUGUAGCCUUCCGGUCAGAUUCUUAGACAUCCCCCGAGUUCCUGUGAUAUGUUCCACCCAGUCGGCACACCAACCCAUACCACCAUGUUUUAGUAAAUUGGGUGUAUUACUGAGUGGUGCUCCUCUCGGCUGAUGUCUAAGGAUAGGGCUUUUGUUGGAUUAAGGAAAAAAUAUUUGAUAAAUAUUUAUUCUUUAAAACCUAGGUAAAAAAUAUAUGAAAGAUACCACAGUUUCAAGAAAACUCAAGGAGUGGUUGUAUUUAAAAAUAAAUAAAUUUGAUGAUUUUUUUUUUUAUAGUACAGUACUCAUUGUGUGACUUCUCUUUACAUAUUCGGACAUAAAUAAUACUGUAGUGGUACAUUUAAAAAUUAGUCAAGACGGUUUAUUUGGUAUUGUUGUAUACAGAAUGGUUAGAAAUACUGUAAAUGAGAAUGGAACUGUAGUAUGAAAAAUUGCUGUAUAACACGUAAAUGCCUUUUUGAUAAUCAUAUACAUACUUGAGAGAUUUUCACUUGAAGUUUUUAAGGAAAUUAUCUUGUCGUCUCAUUGAAAACUCAGUAAAAAUUUUUCUUCACUAACACAUUAAACCACAUUUAGGAAAUUCACAUGGUCAGAUUUAACAAUAUGCCUUUAACACAAUGCCCACUUAUUGAUUACAUUUUUGUAACACUAUUUAGAAUAUAAAUGUUGCAGAGCUUAUACUUGUACUAAACUUGGGGUUGGUGUGUUAGCCAAGAAUGUGAAAUCAUCCGUCAGUUCUCCAGAUCUACAGUAGAUAGAUUAUACUGCACCAGCCUGUGCCCUCUAUCCCUUCAACAGUAUCUUGAAUAACUAAAGAAUUUAGUUUUAUUGUUAUUGGUUUACUGCAUUCUGUCAUUUUACAUAUCAUUUCUUGCAUAAUUCAAAAUAAUCCAUUUUAUUGAAAUCAAAAUAUCAGAUACAGUAUUAUGGUUUAAGGUUAAAUUCAUAGAAGUUUAAGUAGCAAGAGUACAGAAGGCAUAAUAUGAAGCUGAAAUUGAUCUUGGUGGCCAAAGCAAAAAUGAUGUGCUACAAAUAUAUUCUUUAUUUUAUGCCCCCCAAAAGGCAGAAAUUGGCCAGAGUGUAAUGUAACUCAACAAAUUGUCACACCAUAUUAUUUUUUUUUCCUACAAAUGAGUCACUUUCAACUGGUUACUUCAUAUGAGCAUCUGAGGUAUUGUGGAGGAUGGUGGUACAGUUGUUUGUGGAUCAAAAUUUGCUUUCAAAUGUUUUGUGUAUGACAUUGCCCAGGAACUGUGCUGAUGAUUAUAUUUGAUGAACCUUUGGUGUAUACAGUAUCUUACUGUUGCAUGAUGUUGGUAACAACUAAACAUCCCUGCUGUACUUUGUGUAGGUAAUUCUUUAACUUCUAUUUUCUGUGACUUACCCUCUAGGAUUAAUACAUAACAUAUGCACUAACUUAAUGUGGACCAAGAUUCUUGUGUGUCUCAAGAUUUUUGAUAUUGGAUCAAGGAUCUCGUUGUGGACGUAGAAUCCCUCUCGAGUGCAAAGAUCCUGACGGUAGCCAACAAACUGGCACUGAUCAAGGUCCUUGUGCUUACCAUUCAGCUAUUGUACAUUACGAUGAAACACACCUCAGCUUGCCAACCAAAGCAGCUGUACUCACCUGUGCAGAAAGUGAAAAAGGACACUUUUAUGCAUAGCACUAUUGUGAAUAAAAUAUUGGGUCAUAUACCCUUAUCUGCUUUCAUACUUCAAAAAUUUGUAUGAUCAUAAUUCAGUACAGUAAUAUGUUUUGGUCAUACCCUUAUCUGCUUUGGUACUUCAAAAUCAACAUAGGAAUGCCAUCUUUUUAUUAAUAUUAAUAUUAUUGUGAGAUUAUGUAAGGUAAACAGUGUAUCAUUUUCUCUUAUUUGAUAGCACAAAAUGAGAGUGCCAUAAUUAAUUAAUUGCUAAGACUCUGAAAAAAUUUCUUUUACCUUUUUAAUAUAAUUAUUUUUCAUUAAAAGUAUGUUACAUAGACCUGAGGUAAUUUAUGUAAUUAUACAAUAAAGCUAAAAACUUA